CUGCUCCACAUGAAGAGCAACAAGUACCUGACGGUGAACAAACGGCUGCCGGCUCUGCUGGAGAAGAACGCCAUGAGGGUGACGCUGGACGGCACCGGGAACGAGGGCUCCUGGCUCUUCAUCCAGCCCUUCUGGAAGCUCCGAGCCAACGGAGACAACGUGGUGGUGGGCGAUAAAGUCAUCCUGAACCCGGUGAACGCCGGCCAGCCGCUGCACGCCUCCAACUAUGAACUGAGCGACCAUCCAGGAUGCAAAGAGGUGAACUCGGUGAACUGCAACACCAGCUGGAAGAUCAACCUGUUCAUGAUGUUCAGCGACCACAGAGAGGAGGUCCUGAAAGGAGGGGACGUCGUCCGUUUGUUCCAC
Molecule: messenger RNA, 366 nt
Organism: Cyprinodon variegatus (sheepshead minnow)
Lineage: Eukaryota; Metazoa; Chordata; Actinopteri; Cyprinodontiformes; Cyprinodontidae
Product: inositol 1,4,5-trisphosphate receptor type 3-like
Exons: 4
Biological process (GO): calcium ion transport
Cellular component (GO): secretory granule membrane; endoplasmic reticulum membrane; sarcoplasmic reticulum
Molecular function (GO): inositol 1,4,5 trisphosphate binding; phosphatidylinositol binding; inositol 1,4,5-trisphosphate-gated calcium channel activity
Source: RefSeq, a predicted model, not a curated record